AUGUUCUCUUCUGCCAUCGCUCUCGUCGCACUCUUCGCUACUGCUGCCCAAGCUGGCAAGCGUGGUCUUUGCUGGACCUACUAUGACAGCACUCUCGACCCAGGUCUCUUCAACAAUGGAGACGGAGAGGUUGUGGCCAUUUACGACUAUGAGACCUACGCCCCACCAUCCACCAACGGCGCCGGCGGUCUUGGGUUCAUCGGCAUGCAGCGCUGCACUGACUGUACAUCGAGUCCCAUUGCUGACCUCGCUUCUCGUCAGGCUGCUCAAGGCUGGGCCACCGUGUUCACCUUGAACGAGCCUGAUGUCAACGGCAUCAGCCCUAGCGACGCUGCUUCGUGGUAUAUUCAGUACAUCAAUCCUUUGAGCAUCAAAAAAGCUCUUCCCGCUGUUACUUCUAGCGCUACUUCUGGACAAGGUUUGAGCUGGCUUUCGGAAAUGAUCAGCGCCUGCAAUGGUCAAUGCUACUACGACUACAUUAACCUUCACUGGUACGGACCGGACUUUGCCACCUUCCAGAGCUACGUCGAGUCUGCUCAUACUCAAUUCCCCAACUCCCAAAUUGUUAUCACGGAGUUCGCUCUCCAAAACCCCUCUGGUGGUCAGGCAGCCCAGGUAUCCUUCUUCCAACAGGCAUUCCCCUUCCUUGACGGCGCUUCAUACGUGCAACUCUACUUCCCCUUCGUUGCGACGUCGCCUUCGCUUUUCCAGGCUAAUGAUGCCGCUGGCGCAUCCUCUCUGGAGUUUGGCAUGACUAGUUCCAAGUCUUCAAUGUCUGCGAUUCCUGGGAAGCGCACAGCAUUAACUGCAGAACCGCCUAGAGAAUAUCUUGUUUCUGUAGAGCUAUACGUUCCAAACGCAGCAGGAAGCGCUCUGCGAAAACCUCCGGUACCUCGUCGCAAGGGGGAAAACAAGAAGUCAACAACUCCUCCUAUCAGCGGCCGGCCUUGGGAUGAAAACCAAAAGAAAGUGAAAGAGAAGCCUAGUUGGAUGUCCUUGGCUAGAUCUUCAACUCGAGCAGGUAGCUGGAGACCUGCUACUUGCAAGCUAUCCGAUGAAGAUAAUAGGUGUCUAUGUAACAUCUACGUGGACGAAACAAUUCUUUACCAGACGGUUUACGUACAUGCAUUAAAUCACACCGACAUUCGUCAAGCAGACAGUUCCUUGUUUCUGCGGAAGAAUUGCCUUGGAAUCUACUCUGCAGGGGGACAGCGAUGGGGCUCUCCUCAUGCCACUGACCCGCUUUAUCUACAUUUUUCUGACACGAAUGCAUGUAACACAUGGUUAGCGCUUCUACGAUCCUACGCCAAACCUGAAUUAUACGGGCGACAACCAAAUCCAGACGGUGGCUUGUAUCGGCGAAAUCUGGGCAGUCCUAGGCAGUUAUCAGAAUCCAUAUCAAAUACUACUGCCAAUCCCGACUCAGAUACUCGACAGGAGGGCGACCCUGUUGAUAUGGACGUAUUCUGUGAAAUCAAUCUUAAUAAUACCCUCUGUGGACGCAGUACCUUGAAGAAGUGUAUAGGUUCGCCCGAUUGGCAUGAAGGCUUCACUCUUACAGAUCUACCACCAUUCGAUACUCUGGAAGUUAUCGUGUGGAACGAGAAAAGACUCCUUAAGCCGAUAAAUCUGGGUUCUAUACGUAUUUCUCUCGGGAAUUUUCGUCGCGGCGAGGUGGUGGAAGGAUGGUUUCCUGUGAUUCAUGCAGGGCCUACAGCCGGUGGGAUCCAAGUUGGCGACAUCAGGAUGAAGAUGCGGGUAGAUGAAGAUAUCAUAUUGCCUUAUUCUGCGUAUUCGGGUCUGCUCCAGGCUCGUAACAUCCUUGACUGGAUGGACGAUUUUGAGCACAAGUUGCAUCUUCGCUCUAUUUCGUCCGAGUUGAUGUACGUCGCCAUAGCCAAGAACGUGCUCCUCGAUCAGGUGUUCGAGCUUGCGGAUCGUGAAGUGGAUGGGACGCCUCGUUCACACAAUACACUAUUUCGUGGAAACACUAUUUUGACGAAAACAAUCGAGUUAUGCAUGGCAUUUUAUGGAAAAGCGUUCUUGGAAGCUAGUAUUGGAAGUUCUAUCCGCCGUUUGUGUAGCGAAAAAAUUGCUAUUGAAGUGGAUCCCGCACGCAGUGGGAAAAGUACUAAGGAUACUGAGCGUGACGUGGAGCUACUGAUUUAUUGGUGCAAGGAGUUCUGGAAUCAAAUUUAUGCCGUCAGGAAUGAAUGUCCCAAUGAGAUGCGUAAAUUAUUCGAACAUGUUCGCAAACUAGUGGAGAAGCGAUAUAGCAGAAACAACAUGCCAGAGGAGCAAAGCUGGGAUUUGCCUUGGCAAAGCGUUUCCGCUUUUUGUUUCUUGCGAUUUAUUGUGCCAGCCAUACUCCAUCCUCAUCUGUUUGGUCUUUAUCCAGGUCUUCCAACCAUGCCAGUUCAACGUAGCCUGACCUUAAUCGCAAAGGUCAUACAGAGCCUGGCAAAUCUCAAUGCAAGUGUCCAGAAAGAAGACUUCAUGCGAGGCGUGAAAGCCUUCCUGAAGGAGAGCGUACCGGCUAUGGUAAAGUACAUUCAAGCAGUAUCGACACCUGUGGUAGGCGACACGCACGGUCUCCAAUCCGGACCCGCCCACACUCAUGCUCGAUUAAAUGUGGUCAACUCUCUUCACCAACGUGGUGCCACAAUGCCUGCUUUAGAACGAGAGGCUAUUCCCCUUCUUCCCCAUGUACUAGACAUUCCGAGGCACCUGGCAGUUAUAAGCUCAGCUGUCAUACGAAGUGUCAGGUUUGCCGACCAUAAGCAGAAGAUGUUCGAUGAUCCGCAUUUGAAAGAACUUCGUUUGAAGUGCUUUGAACUGGAGGAGCAGGCUUUGUCUCGAGUCAAUCAGCUCGCCAGCCGGAUGCCUUCAGUACAGCGCGACGUUUUGACUUCUUCUGACGACUCACCUCGUGAACCAGAUUCGACACCUCUACCAUCGUCGCCGAGGACUUGCUUGCAACUCGAGGUAGCUCGUCCGUCGACUGCAUCCUGUAAUUCAACCCCCUCGGGGAUGACACAACCUAUGUAA
Molecule: messenger RNA, 3048 nt
Organism: Serpula lacrymans var. lacrymans S7.9
Lineage: Eukaryota; Fungi; Basidiomycota; Agaricomycetes; Boletales; Serpulaceae
Exons: 22
Coding region: 1-3048 (1015 amino acids)
Biological process (GO): regulation of GTPase activity
Source: RefSeq, a predicted model, not a curated record